Polyodon spathula (Mississippi paddlefish) is the source of this 2817-nucleotide messenger RNA. RefSeq names its product acetyl-coenzyme A synthetase 2-like, mitochondrial. The record is from RefSeq and is a predicted model, not a curated record. The transcript is spliced from 14 exons. The coding region runs from base 46 to 2145 and encodes 699 amino acids. Gene Ontology annotation, molecular function: acetyl-CoA synthetase activity; AMP binding. Lineage: Eukaryota; Metazoa; Chordata; Actinopteri; Acipenseriformes; Polyodontidae. Gene Ontology annotation, cellular component: mitochondrion.
UGUGCUACCUGAACAGGUUUUUGAGGAACACGUACAGACUAAAAUAUGGCAGCGUCAAAUGUAGGCAGCAGUGCGUUGCAGCUGCUUUGCAAGCACUAUAUUUUCCGAACAAAAUGCAGAAGAGGGAUUAUAGCUUUGCAUAAAAGCUUUCCAUACACAAGAAAUACUUACAGCAGUGUAUCUGGAAAAAAUGUAAACUCUUUAAUGUCUGAAGUCAGUUCUCCCUAUGGUCUGAGAUCCUACAAAGAACUUUAUGAACUUUCAAUACAAGACCCAGGCACAUUCUGGGGCGCUCUUGCAAAGGAAAAGUUGUUAUGGAGCAAACCAUUCGAUCAGGUAAUAGACUGUGACAUCAGACAAGGGAAGAUAAACUGGUUUUGUGGAGGGCAGCUAAAUGUGUCGGUGAACUGCUUAGACCAGCAUGUCCAUAAGACACCUGACAGAGUUGCAUUGAUCUGGGAGAAAGACGAGCCUGGCACUGAGGUCAAGAUAACAUACAGGGAGCUUUUAGAAACGACGUGCCAGCUUGCUAACACUUUGAGAAGACAUGGCGUGCAGAAAGGGGAACGGGUUGCCAUCUACAUGCCCGUCUCCCCCCUGGCUGUGGCUGCCAUGCUGGCCUGUGCCAGGAUCGGUGCGGUGCACACAGUGGUCUUCGCUGGUUUCAGUGCUGAAGCUCUUGCUGGGAGAAUUCAGGAUGCCCAGUGCAGGGCUGUUAUCACUAGUAACCAAGGAUUGAGAGGCGGGAGGGUGACAGAACUGAAGAAGACCGUUGACGAAGCUGUGAAGACUUGCCCCACAGUGAAACAUGUGUUUGUGGCCAACAGAACAGAAAACAAAGUGCCCAUGAGUGAAAUCGAUAUCCAGCUUGAGGAGGAAAUGGCGAAGGAGUCGCUCGUGUGUGACCCUGAGGUCCUGGGAAGCGAGGACAUGCUCUUCAUGUUGUACACUUCGGGAAGCACUGGGAAACCCAAAGGAAUCGUCCACACCCAGGCAGGGUACCUGCUGUAUGCUGCACUCACACACCAGUAUGUCUUUGACUACCAGCCAGGUGAUGUCUUUGGCUGUGUGGCAGACAUCGGGUGGGUCACAGGCCACAGUUACGUGGUGUACGGCCCUCUUUGCAAUGGUGCCACCACUGUCCUCUUCGAGAGCACUCCUGUUUAUCCAGACCCUGGUCGAUACUGGGAGAUGGUGCAGCGCUUGAGGAUUAAUCAGUUUUAUGGUGCCCCCACUGCUAUCCGGCUCCUGCUGAAGUAUGGGGAGAGCUGGGUGAAGAAGUAUGACCGGUCCUCCCUGAAAACACUGGGGUCUGUUGGUGAACCAAUCAAUAACGAAGCUUGGGAGUGGUACUACAGUGUAGUUGGAGAUGGCCGGUGCACACUGGUGGAUACAUGGUGGCAAACGGAGACUGGAGGAAUCUGCAUCAGCCCGAGACCAUCCGAGCAAGGAGCAGAGAUCGUCCCUGCCAUGGCAAUGAGGCCCUUCUUCGGUAUCCAGCCUGUUUUGAUGGAUGAAAAGGGCAACCGAGUGGAAGGAAAUAAUGUCUCUGGAGCUCUGUGCAUUGGUCAACCGUGGCCUGGCAUGGCAAGAACUAUUCAUGGAGAUCAACAGAGAUUCAUGGACGCAUACUUUAAAGCAUAUCCAGGGCACUACUUUACUGGUGAUGGUGCCCACAGAUCUAAGGAAGGGUAUUACCAGAUUACAGGCCGUAUGGAUGAUGUCAUCAAUAUCAGUGGGCAUCGACUGGGUACAGCAGAGAUUGAGGAUGCCAUGGAUGAGCAUCCUGAUGUUCCAGAAACAGCAGUGAUUGGCUUUCAUCAUGAUAUUAAAGGGGAAGCUGCAUUUGCUUUUGUGGUAUUGAAAGAUAACAUUUCCCUUACUGAGUCGGCAGUUGUUAAUGAACUUAAGGUCAUUGUGGCUUCCAAAAUAGCCAAAUACGCUGUGCCUGAUCACAUUUUGAUAGUGAAACGACUUCCUAAAACACGAUCUGGAAAAAUCAUGAGAAGGGUACUAAGGAAGAUCGCAACCAACCAAACCAGUGAGCUGGGAGACAUAACAACCUUGGAUGAUCCCAGUGUAAUCACAGAGAUAGUGGAGGCAUAUAACAAGUACAACGCCCAGUCAUCUAAAGUGUCUUCGUAACAAAACAUUAGCUCUGUAUUAAAACCCUUUUCAUACUGAUAACAGUAAAGUUGGAGCCUGAUUUGAGUAAUGGCAUAUUUUUGGUGGACACGUGGUUCUGAAACCAGUACUGUCCUGUACUUGCUUUUCCAAGUAUUGGCCAGCAGCGCUGACCAAAUGUAGCAACUUAUUUAAACUGACCACCUUUUUGGGCAAAUACAUUUAAACAAGGCCAGGUGUAUUAUUUCACACAAUCCAUCAUUUAUUACAUUCAUUUUUUAAGUUUCCAAAGAGGGCAUUUAUCACAUACUAGCCAGUCAGUACUUGAAAGAAAACGACGCCAAAGGACAGUGCAGGUACAAAUGAACCCACCUUGGUCACAAUUGUGCAUGUUAUUCUAUGGACAGUAACUAAUUAAUUUUGUCCUUGGCACACUAACAUAGAAGUCUGUGUUGCAACAUCUGCAAUAUCUCAUGUUUAUAUUUAGACAACACAGUAGCUUGCUUUAUAGAACAGAUAAUUAUGAUAUCCUUACAAACACUUAAAAAAUGUCAAGGCUUACAUGUGUUGUUAUUCAUGUCAUUUUUUAAUGAUGCUUGUGCUUUCUGGUUUCCACCAAGAAUUUGGAAGCUGUGCUAGGUAAAGGAUAUUGGCUUUGUUGGCAGUGAUUAUUCUUUGUCAUAAUUAAGUAAA